Molecule: messenger RNA, 1504 nt
Organism: Puntigrus tetrazona (Sumatra barb)
Lineage: Eukaryota; Metazoa; Chordata; Actinopteri; Cypriniformes; Cyprinidae
Product: zinc finger protein Gfi-1b-like
Exons: 7
Coding region: 650-1504 (284 amino acids)
Biological process (GO): regulation of transcription by RNA polymerase II
Molecular function (GO): DNA-binding transcription factor activity; RNA polymerase II cis-regulatory region sequence-specific DNA binding
Source: RefSeq, a predicted model, not a curated record
AGAUGAAAGAAACUCAUGCGGGUUUGGAACAACUCGCAUAAAAAUCAGUUCAUUUCGACGAAUGUCUUCAAUCAUUCAUCUCCGAGAAAGAACGAUGUAAUUAUUGCAUUGUUGAGGUUGAGAUCACUUACUUAACCUACACGUUUCCUCCAGACUUUGAUAUCUGAAGAUUUCAAACAUCUCAAAGGUUCUGAAUGCCAACGUUUGAGAAUGUUCUUAAAAGAUGAGCUUCAGUAGAACAAUGUUUGAUUCUAACUUUGAGAUGGCCUCGCCAGAAUAUUCAAAAGACAUUUCCUGUUAGCUGCUGGUGACUCAUUUAUUGCUCCCGAUGAACUGUGGGAGAAACGUUCGAUGCUUCGAAACGCGAUUCACAUACAUCUUGAGAAUUCGAGAGAUUUAUUUAUGCGCUUUGGACUGAAAGUGGCGCCGGUUGGCACACGGACGGCGGUGAUGCCCGAAGGAGCAGAUUUACCAGCCGUCCUGAUUCGAGUCUGGUGAGGACACAUCAGAAAACUCUCGAACUUCCUGUAGCAGCUUUAGAACUGGAUCGCAACUCUCACAACCAGACGCAUCUGCAUCGCCCGCCGCCGGACCUCCGAGGAUCGUAACCCGACCUCGUCUGUCGUGGCUUCAGUCCUCCGCUUCUGAAAUGCCACGAUCUUUUCUAGUGAAAAGCAAGAGGGCGGGGCAUCACUCCACACGCUCCGCCCACUCUCAGCACGGACGUCAUGACGGACGGGCGUCCAGCUGUCACUCCACGGCUCUGGAGCUGCUGCCCGGCUCAUCCACCGACAGCAGUCGAGCCCAGAACAGCCCCGAGGGAGCCGGAGGUGAACCUCGACCCUGGCCCUCAUCCACUGCAGGCGAGCAGUCUGGAGGUUGUCCGUUUUCUACCCUGUCCUGCUCUGCUGCGGUGGAGAGACAGAGCGAGCUGGAGCGACUGAUUCAGGCUUUACUCAGCCACCAUCAGCUGAGCAACGUCCAGACGCCGCUGUGUGGAUGUCCACUCUGUGAGAAGCUCCUGUCCUCUGCUGUGGGUUUGACAUCGCACUUGUGCAAGUCACAUGUCAACAGGGCUGCUCUCCCAUUGGCCGGAUCCUCGGGCCACGCCCAACAGCCUUAUGGGUACAAAAAUACAGGAGUACUCAGGGAGCGGAGCUUUGUCUGUAAGGUUUGUGGGAAGGUGUUUAAGAGGUCGUCGACUCUCUCCACACACCUGCUCAUUCACUCGGACACGCGGCCGUUCCCGUGUCCCUACUGCGGAAAGAGAUUCCACCAGAAGUCUGAUAUGAAGAAACAUACGUUCAUACACACAGGUGAGAAGCCUCAUGUGUGCGUGGUGUGUGGUAAAGCGUUCAGUCAGAGCUCCAAUCUGAUCACUCACAGCAGAAAGCACAGCAGCUACCAGCCGUUCAGCUGCUCGCACUGUCCCCUCAGCUUCCAGAGGAGACUGGACCUGCAGCGCCACCUACAGAGCCACAGCGGACUCUACCACGGGACCUGA